This is a messenger RNA of Cucumis melo (muskmelon), 2299 nucleotides long. RefSeq names its product pentatricopeptide repeat-containing protein DOT4, chloroplastic-like. Gene Ontology annotation, molecular function: RNA binding; protein binding; zinc ion binding. Gene Ontology annotation, biological process: RNA modification. Bases 188 to 2185 code for a protein of 665 amino acids. The record is from RefSeq and is a predicted model, not a curated record. NCBI's taxonomy places the organism in Eukaryota, Viridiplantae, Streptophyta, Magnoliopsida, Cucurbitales, Cucurbitaceae. The transcript has a single exon.
UCAUUGUCAUGUAACUUUUCCAUCAUCUUUGAAAUAAUUUAUUAAAGUUAUAAUGAGACUUCCUAUUUUUCCUACCACUUUCUCCAAAAUGUUUCAUUUAAAGAAUGAAUGACAAUGGAAAGUUAAGUUCUCCUCUUUUGUUGUCCUCUGUUAGUGUUUCCCGAUGCCUAACGUCUAAAACUCUAUCAUGAAUCUUCUUCUCUCCACCCACACCCACUGUCUCCCCAUUACCCAAAAACCCUAUCACGCAUACCAUCGCCACCCACCAUUUAAUAAUCUCCCUCAUGUUCGUACUACGACUGUCGAGAAUUAUGCUGAUUUAUGCGUAGCCCACCAAGUGUUCGACGAAAUUCCUAUUUGGGAUACUUUUGCAUGGAACAAUCUGAUUCAAACCCAUCUCACCAAUGGAGAUUGGGGGCAUGUAAUUUCAAUUUAUCGACAGAUGUUAUUUCGUGGAGUUCGUCCUGACAAACACACCCUUCCUCGAAUUAUAUGUGCUACACGCCAGUAUGGCGAUCUGCCGGUUGGCAAACAGCUCCACGCUCAAGCCUUCAAACUUGGGUUCUCCUCUGACCUUUAUGUACUUACUUCCUUAAUUGAGUUAUAUGGGAUUCUUGACAGUGCUGACACUGCAAAGUGGCUUCAUGACAAGUCCACUUGUAGAAACUCUGUUUCUUGGACCAUUUUAGCUAAGCUGUACUUGAGGGAAGAUAAACCCAGUUUUGCUAUAGACUUGUUUUACCAAAUGGUGGAGUUGGCGGAUGAUAUUGAUGCAGUGGCUUUGGCCACGGCCAUUGGUGCCUGUGGUGCUCUCAAAAUGCUGCAUCAUGGAAGAAACAUCCACCAUCUCGCAAGAAUUCAUGGCUUGGAAUUUAAUAUAUUGGUCAGUAAUUCUCUAUUGAAAAUGUACCUCGACUGUGAUAGUAUCAAAGAUGCUCGUGGGUUCUUCGACCAAAUGCCGUCCAAAGAUGUAAUUUCCUGGACAGAACUUAUCCAUAUGUACGUUAAGAGAGGUGGAAUCAAUGAGGCCUUUAAGCUGUUUCGACAAAUGAAUAUGGAUGGAGAAUUGAAGCCUGAUCCUCUUACAAUCAGCAGCAUUCUCCCAGCUUGUGGAAGAAUGGCUGCACAUAAGCAUGGAAAAGAAAUUCAUGGAUAUGUGCUUAAAAAUGGUUUUGACGAGAAUCUCAUUGUCCAAAAUGCUUUGGUCGACAUGUAUGUCAAAUCUGGAUGUAUCCAGUCUGCAUCAAAAACUUUCUCGAUGAUGAAGGAGAAAGAUAUGGUUUCGUGGAGCAUCAUGACUUUGGGCUACAGCUUACACGGUCAAGGAAAACUUGGAGUCGGUUUGUUCCGUGAGAUGGAGAAGAACUUGAAGAUGCAUAGAGAUGAGAUCACUUACACUGCAGUUUUGCAUGCUUGUACUACUGCAAACAUGGUAGAUGAAGGGGAUUUUUACUUCAGUCGCAUUACCAAACCAACCGUGGCACACAUUGCUCUCAAGGUGGCUCUUUUAGCUCGAGCGGGGAGACUGGAUGAAGCUAGGACAUUUGUAGAAAAGAAGAAACUUAAUAAACAUCCUGAGAUUUUGAGAGCAUUGCUCGAUGGAUGCAGGAACCACCGUCAACAAAAACUAGGCAAACGAAUCAUUGAGCAGCUGUGUGAUUUGGAGCCUCUAAAUACUGAGAAUUACAUUCUACUUUCGAACUGGUAUGCGUGCAACAAAAAAUGGGACAUGGUUGAAGAGUUGAGAGAAACAAUAAGAGACAUGGGAUUAAGACCCAAGAAGGCUUACAGUUGGAUAGAGUUCUGCAACAAAAUUCACGUGUUCGGGACAGGGGAUGUAUCCCACCCGAGAUCACAAAACAUAUAUUGGAAUUUACAGUGCUUAAUGAAAAAAAUGGAAGAAGAUGGUUCCAAGACGAAUCCUGAAUUCAGCUUGCACGACGUCGACGAGGAGCGAGAGUGUGUUCCAAUAGGACACAGCGAAUUGUUGGCGAUUUCAUUCGGGCUGAUUAGUACAGAAGCAGGAAGGACAAUUCGUAUUACAAAGAACCUUCGUGUAUGUCAUAGUUGUCAUGAGUCUGCAAAGUUUAUAUCCAAGAUGGUUGGCCGAGAAAUCAUAGUAAAAGAUCCUUAUGUUUUCCAUCAUUUUAAAGAUGGCUGCUGUUCUUGUGAAAACUUUUGUUAGCUUUAUGGAUGGUCGUCGUUGGUUAUAAUUUAGAGACCUCCACUGCUCUCAUUUGGGUGUAGCUUAGUUCUAUAACGUUAUGAGAUUUAAAAAUAAACAAAUUUUCAGGAGAAA